Lytechinus pictus (painted urchin) is the source of this 4011-nucleotide messenger RNA. RefSeq lists its product as uncharacterized. Gene Ontology annotation, biological process: DNA integration. Gene Ontology annotation, molecular function: nucleic acid binding. The transcript has a single exon. The coding region runs from base 1 to 4011 and encodes 1336 amino acids. The record is from RefSeq and is a predicted model, not a curated record. Lineage: Eukaryota; Metazoa; Echinodermata; Echinoidea; Temnopleuroida; Toxopneustidae.
AUGACUGAUGAUAAUCAUAGUGAUGGGUCUCCUUCCGAGCUUCAGCAUGGAGCUACUUAUGCUAAGCCUUCCAUUCAACCCCCUGGGCAUUUUAAUGCGUCUGCUGGAAAUAAUGUCGCAGAGGAGUGGAAAAUGUGGAGCCAGCAAUGGGAAAAUUACUCUAUUCUCACAAAUCUCUCUCAACAACCUGAUCGUUAUCAGACUGCCCUUCUCCUUCACAGUGUUGGACCGGAAUGUCUUCGCGUCUACAAUGGCAUGAAAUUUGCUACUGAGGCUGAUAGCAUCAAAUGUUCUGUGAUUAUGGACAAGUUUAACACACAUUUCCUUGGAGAGAGCAGAGAAUUCUUUGAGAGAUUUAAAUUCAACCAGCGCAAUCAAGAGAGUGGUGAAUCCAUUGAGCAGUAUGUCACGGUUCUUCGUAUGAUGAGCAAAACGUGUGGAUUCUGUGAUUGUAUGAAAGACAAGCUGCUUGUUGAUCGUGUCCUACUCGGUGUGCGUGAUGAUCGAAUGAGAGAACUACUCAUUUCGAGAUCUGACCUUGACCUCACGACUGCUAUAGACGUGUGUAAAGCUGUAGAGGCUACUUCUGUCCAAAUGAAAGCUCUGAGUCAAAAGAAUGAAGACAUACAUAAGGUUGGACAGAGACAUUUCCCAAAGUCUGGAAGAAAGAAGUAUAGCACGCAGAAACCAACAGGGAAAGAUCUACAGGAAGGUAAAUCAGAGGUUAAGAAGUGCAAGUUCUGUAACAGGGUUCAUGAGAUGAAAAAAGAGUCCUGUCCAGCAUGGGGACAAAAGUGCAAAGCUUGCAGUAAGCCUAAUCACUUCAAGGGAUCUUCAGUGUGCAAGACCAGGAAUGUUCACCAUGUCGGAGAUGAUGACUACUCAUCCUCAGCUGAAAGCAUUAGUUUUGUGCAAAUUAAUGCAGUGGAUAUGGACAAAGAGCCAAUUAUCUGUAACAUGCUUAUCAACAAUCAGAGGGUACCGUUCCAGCUGGACUCAGGUGCAACAGUGAAUCUUCUUCCACAAAAGUAUCUAAAAGAGGAGGAUGUAGUUCAGAGUGCAAACAUCCGUCUAUCUAUGUGGAAUAAAGCUACAACUCAGGCUAUUGGCAAGUGUAAGGUGAUAACCAGAAAUCCUGCUACUGGCAAGAAAUACAAAGUUGAAUACAUUGUAGUAAAAGAAGAUCUACCUCCACUGUUGAGCAAAACAGCAGGGGAAAAGAUGCAGCUCAUUACUGUUCAUUAUGAUUCCCUUGAGCUAGUACGCAGCAUAGUUCCUGAGGACAUUGCUGAGAUAAUACCUGACAAGUAUCCUGAUGUGUUCUCGUCUUCUUCAAUUGGCACUCUGCCUGGAAGUCCUGUUCAUCUGACAGUUACGGAUGAUGCAAUGCCUACUGUUUGCCCAGCUAGAAUCAUCCCUGAAUCCUUGAAAGGCAAAGUAAAGGAUGCACUUGAUGAUCUUCAGGCAAAAGACAUCAUCGAAGAAGUCAGCUCUCCAACUGAUUGGGUAAAUCAGAUGGCUGUGGUGCAGAAAAAAUCUGGUAAAGUACGUGUUUGUCUAGACCCCAGACCUCUCAACAUCGUGCUUAAGAGGGAGCACUAUCCCUUACCUGUCUUAGAUGAUAUUCUACCUCAGCUUUCGGAUGCUACAGUCUUUUCAAUCUGUGACUUGAAAGACGGAUACCUUCACUGCAAGUUAGAUGAAGAGUCUAGUUUACUGACUACUUUUGCCACACCCUGGGGAAGGUACAGAUGGAAACGUCUUCCAUUUGGUUUGAAAGUCAGUAGUGAAAUCUUCCAAAAGAGGCUUCACCAAGCACUUGAUGGUCUUUCUGGAGUCCGCUGUGUGGCCGAUGACAUCAUCAUCUGGGGCAACAGUGAUGCUGAGCAUGAUGCCCGACUACAUUGUCUACUGAAGAGAUGUCAAGCUGUUGGCAUUGUGUUGAACAAGGAGAAAUGUCAGUUCCGACUGAAGGAAAUCACAUUCCUUGGCCACAUCGUAUCCAGCUCUGGACUCAAACCUGAUCCAUCAAAGAUCGAAGCUAUCCUGAACAUGACUGAUCCUUCUUGUAAAGAUGACAUCCAUCGCUUGCGUGGCAUGGUAAACUACCUAUCCAGAUACCUACCUAAGUUAUCAGAUGUGAUGAAACCUCUCAAUGACUUGACGCAUAACAACUCAGCGUGGACUUGGGACUCCAACCACGACAAAGCUUUCAAGGUGUUGAAAGAGAUGCUAGUGCAAGCACCUGUGUUGGCCUUCUACGAUCAUAGCAAACCGCUAGAAAUUCAGACUGAUGCCAGCUCCACAGGCGUAGGUGCGGUUAUGCUACAAGAUGGAAGACCGAUAGCCUAUGCUAGCAGAAUGCUGAGUGAUGCCGAAUCCAGAUACUCUGUCAUUGAGAAAGAAAUGCUUGGUAUAGUAUUUGCACUGGAGAAAUGGAAUCAAUACACCUAUGGCCGUGAAAUAGCUGUGUUCACUGACCACAAACCUCUUGAAAGCAUCUGCAAGAAACACCUGGAUAGAGCUCCAAAGCGUCUGCAAGGGUUACUGCUACGAGCUCUUGCAUAUGACAUACAAGUGAGAUAUCUCAAGGGCAAGGACAACGUCCUGGCUGAUGCUCUUAGCCGUGCUUCUCUUCCCUAUGAGAGUGGACAACAUGAUCUAGAAGUGGUGAAUGCUGUUAACCACUUGGCACUCCCUGAUGACAAGAUAGCAGAGAUAAAAAGACAGACUGCCAAUGACCCUACUCUCUGCCAACUCAAAGACACCAUUCUUGAAGGGUGGCCAGACCACAAGUCACAACUUCCUCAGUCACUCACCCCAUACUUUGGUUUCAGAGAUGAACUUUCUGUCAGUGAUGAUCUAAUCUUCAAGGGUGAACGGCUUGUAGUCCCAAAACAAGUCAGGCACAAAAUGAAAGAGGAGUUACAUCGUGGUCACAAUGGUGUCGAGUCAACUUUGAGGAGAGCUCGUGAUCAUCUCUACUGGCCGGGCAUGAGUAAAGAAAUCAAGGAAUUUAUUCAAACAUGUGCCACAUGCCAAGAAAACUCCAGCUCACAACCUGCCCAGCCUCUGAUGUCGCACCAGAUUAUAGACAGACCAUGGGCUAAAAUAGGACUGGAUCUUUUCCAUCAUAGUAAUGACACAUAUUUGAUCAUGAUCUGUUACUACUCAAACUACUUUGAGAUAGAAAAACUACAGAGGACAACUGCCCCUGCAGUCAUCAAGAAACUGAAACACCAGUUUGGGAGAUAUGGAGUACCUGAAAUCAUUGUAUCUGACAAUGGUCCUCCUUUCUCCUCUAACGAAUUUGCUGAAUUUGCCAAAAAGCUUGGAGUUAAGCAUAAUACCAUCUCUCCAUACAACAGCAAAGCUAAUGGCAAAGCAGAGUCUGCUGUCAAGACUGCAAAAAGACUACUUACAAGAUGCAAGGAUACUGGAGAUGAUGUUGAUCUAGCCUUACUCAACAUUCGCAACACCCCUACACAAGGUAUCCAGAGUAGUCCAGUCCAGAGAUUCAUGGGUCGUCGGACUCGUACUCUCCUCCCCACUUCGACUCGGUUGCUUGCACCUGAUCGCAACCCACAGGCUGAUCUUGAGAGACUGAAAGAAAGCCAGAAACGUCAAGCAAAGUAUUUCAACAGAGAUACAAGAAAGUUGAAAGAUCUCUCACCAGGAGCAGUCGUAAGAGUCAAGCCAUUCAACAAUAACAAGAAGUGGAAGAAAGCAGUUAUCCUUAAGAAACUGGAUGACCGUUCCUAUGAAGUUCGCUGUGAGGGCCAGGUUCUCAGAAGGAACAGGUUCUCAGAAGGAACAGAGAACACCUCAGAGCCACAUCUGAACCACAAGAUGUACAUGACACUGGUCCUGCUCUUUUCAACUGGAGACGUUCUGAUGGUAAUCCUCAACCUGAUGUACCAACUACUGAGCGCCAUACUUCCUAUACCAGGACCCAGAUAUCCCAGAACGCGGAUAUUAACAGUCCGGAGAAGUCGCGUGAUCCAAACUUGA